Molecule: messenger RNA, 1701 nt
Organism: Auanema sp. JU1783
Lineage: Eukaryota; Metazoa; Nematoda; Chromadorea; Rhabditida; Rhabditidae
Source: the annotation of a GenBank genome assembly
AUGAUGGGUGGUGGAUGCUUCGUUUUUAUGCUUCUGCUCACCGGAAUCUCGGCCUUGACAUGUCCAGCUGCCGAUCAUCCAAUGUUCCAGUGUUCAGUUUCAACAAUGUUCAUAAUCGAUGCUUCUUUCCAUGCAAAAACAGUCGGAAACAUAAACACUAUGUUCGAUUAUCUGGAAAGCCGCAUUUUACCCAAAUUUGGUUUCAUCAAUUAUCAAAGUGCUAAUCUAGCAAUUAUAGGAUCAAAACUUGAAGGUUUCACCACAACUUCACAAUAUAACCUAGCUUGUCAUGAAGCGGAAGUGUUGCGUAAAGAUGCUAUUCUUCACGGACUUCAAAAUGUCACCUUGGCUGACUCUAUACAAACACUUUUCAAGGAUUUAGGAGCCGGAUACGAUGAGCCUAUCGUUCUGUUCACUGCAAACGAUGAUGCUGAUGAUAUCGAGAAGGCUGGUGAUUUUUUGAGAGACAAUUACGACACUACUCAAUUCACAAUUGUUGCUUUCAAUUCUUCGUUCAGUACUUGGAGAUCUUUCCAUACCUAUGGAUUCUAUUCGGUUACAUACGAUAAUAUCUUUGAUCAACAAGGACUAGAAAAUUGUAUUUUGGCUUAUUCAUGCCGGGUUGAAAUGGAUUAUUGCAGCGAUCGUUUGGUUCCUUCCAAUACAACUCAUGCGACAUACACUGUCAUUCCUACAUACGCCAACCCCGUAGCUGCCCCAUUCCAAUGUACAUGUGAUCUUCAAAAAGUUUGGAAUGAUGUGAUUAUACUCAUGGAAGUUUCUUGGGCUGAGGGCCUCACAGGUGUUAAUACUUCUUGGACUUUCAUGCAAGAGGUGUUCAGUCCAUUCAAUAUUCAGAAAAGCUCCCCAUCCAACCAGUUCUUCAUGAAAAUUGGAGUUGUGAAGUACGGUGAUGUGGCAGCUGUAGAAAACUCUUUUGGAUCGAUAUCUGGUGCAGAUCUCCAGAAAAAGAAAGUUCCUUCCAUGAGUGGAAAUGGAGCAUCUGUUGAAAAGGCCAUUCGUGUCGCUAUUCAACAAUUCUCAACGAAAGCAGCUCGUUCAAAUUCUAGAAAAACCAUUGUUAUCUUUGGUUCUGACUUCACAGGCGAUCAAGCAGAGCUCGCGAAGGCUAAGCAUGAUUUCUUACAAAUGGGUGGUUCAUUCAUUGUCUAUGAUGUCAAAAACUCUUUGAAUCCUCUGCUGUAUGAUUUGACACCAGCCGUAGUUCCAUACGAGGAUAACGGCACUAUGAUCCAACAAGCAUUAUGCAACGCAAACUGCUAUUGUCCAUCAAACAGCAUUAGUUACUUCUCCAAAGAUGGAAAUCAAGCUGGAGGAUGUUAUGUUGCCACUACUGUUAGUAAUAAGAUCCUAUCAAAUAAAGUUUGCAGUCAGAAGCAAGGCUUCUUGGCUAUAGAUGAGAACGGCUCAAAGACACAGUUCAUUCAAAAAGAAUUCCAAGCAUACUCCGCUGCAUGGAUUGGAUUGACGUACGAUCUUUCCUCAAAAAGAUAUAUUUGGGCGGAUAAUUCAACUUUAUCUACUGCAUAUGCCCCAUGGUCUUCAACAUACGUCAUGCCACCGACUGCAGAUCAGAACUGUGUUGCAUUGACGAAUGGAACUUGGGUCCAAACCGACUGCAGAAAUUCAUUACCGGGCAUCUGUGAGAUACCCCCAUGUGAUUCUACCCGUAUGUGUUAG